Messenger RNA from Kluyveromyces marxianus DMKU3-1042, 393 nucleotides. It is a transcript of the gene MRP49, whose product is annotated as mitochondrial 54S ribosomal protein mL61. Gene Ontology annotation, molecular function: structural constituent of ribosome. The record is from RefSeq and is a predicted model, not a curated record. NCBI's taxonomy places the organism in Eukaryota, Fungi, Ascomycota, Saccharomycetes, Saccharomycetales, Saccharomycetaceae. Bases 1 to 393 code for a protein of 130 amino acids. Gene Ontology annotation, cellular component: mitochondrion. The transcript has a single exon.
AUGUCCAGAAUAGUGAAACAGAAAGCCUUCUUAAAUAAAAUCAGUGCAACAACUGUGAAGCCUCAAGUUGUUUUGGAUCCUUCAAAGUAUAGUGCACUAAACUUGAAAUUCCAGCAGCAAAAUUUCAAUGGUCAUAUGGGUGCUCGUAAAUUCUGGCACGAAUUCCUACCUACACUACAGUUUUACAACCCUACUUUGCCAAUCAAUGUUACCAGAAUCAAGAACGAGGACAAAAAAGUGGAUAUUCCAUGUGUAUUACAGGUUACUGGUCCUGAUGGCAAUGUACUUGCUGAGGUCGGUAUGAAAGACAAACAUUCUUCUGAAAUUAUGGAUGAACUUCUACAAAAAGUAGAGCACACAAAGGUCCCUAGCGAUCAAAUAAUAAAGGUUUAA